Molecule: messenger RNA, 1650 nt
Organism: Sorghum bicolor (sorghum)
Lineage: Eukaryota; Viridiplantae; Streptophyta; Magnoliopsida; Poales; Poaceae
Exons: 5
Coding region: 335-1384 (349 amino acids)
Molecular function (GO): ubiquitin protein ligase activity
Source: RefSeq, a predicted model, not a curated record
UCAAAUCCUGCGCCGCACCAAAUCCGGGACAAGAAUUUACCACACCUCUCAUCCAUCGGCCAUCGCGUUGCCUGCCUCGUGCUCCGACUCCCCCAGGCCCACCAGUCCACCACCCCCACCCCUACUUCUCCUCUGGACACUGGUCUUCCACCCCACGCCACGCGCUGCUACUACGCCGCAGACCUCCGCCGGCCGUCGCUUCUUCCACCACACCGCCACCAUUACUGCCGGCCCUCAGCCACCUCCGGGCCCGACGAGACGAGCAAGCCAGGGGCCAGGGGAGGGAAGGCGACGCCUAGCCUACCCUAGCCACGCCCCCGCCCCCCUGCGCGCCAUGCCGCGUGACCGCUCGCCGACGGCGGAGCGCCGGCGGGGGAUCCGGCGCCUGCUCCUGCACCCCCGGGGCGAGGCCUCCUCGUCCUCGCCUCCGCCUCCCCCGCGCCCGCCGGUGCCGGCGCAGGAGGAGGGGAGGCGUAAGGGGUUCGCGUCGGCGGCGCUGCGCGGCCUGGGCUGCGCGUCGUCGGCGGCGUCGCAGGCGUACGCGCCCGGGGCGGCCGCGGCGGCGACGGCCGUGCGGUCGUCGGCUGACUGGCACGGCGGGCGUCGGCGGCGGAGGGGCAAGGACAGGAGGAAGGACCGUGGCGCGGGCGGCGGGGGAGGAGGAGGAGGAGGCGGAGGCUUCGUCACCGGGGGGAUCGGCGCCGACGUGUGGUGCGCGCCCGGGAUACCCUUCGCCGCGGAGGCGUCCUCGGUGGACUGCGUGGUGGCGCGCCACCAGAUGGUGGGGAGGGGCGGUGGCCGCGGCGCCGACGGCGACAGGCCCCACAGAGAGCGGCCGUGCCUGUCCCGGAGGGCGUCCAUGCAGGAGCAGAUAUCCUCGUCCUUCAUGGACUCGCCGCCGCCGCCGCACCUCGACGCUCCCUUCUUCGGCGCCGAUCUCAUCCCCUCCGGCCGCCUCCGCCGGAUGCGUGGGUACCGCCACUCCCCCGGAGGCCUCGAGGAAGAGAUAAUGAUGUUUCAGACAAGAGUGUUACUGGGAGGAAUGAACAUGUAUGAUCGCUACCAGGAUUGGCGCCUUGACGUUGAUAACAUGACAUACGAGGAGUUGCUCGAGCUUGAAGACAAAAUUGGAUACGUCAACACAGGGUUACGGGAGGAUGAGAUUACUCGCAACCUUAAGAAGGUCAAGCACCCAUCCUUCAGUUCCUUCCGGUUCGCAACAGAAAUGGAAAGGAAAUGCAGUAUUUGCCAAGAAGAAUUCGAAGCAAAUGAAGAGAUGGGAAGGCUAGACUGUGGCCAUAGCUACCAUGUCUACUGCAUCAAGCAGUGGCUCUCUCAGAAAAACACUUGCCCAGUUUGCAAGACUGCCGUUAGCAAGAAUUGAAAUCCAAACUCCAGGCACGGCGUCGGUAGAUCUUGGUGGAAACGGCAAAUUCUUUUGUCCUGUACAGCCCGUUAUAUAUAUUAUUAUUGUAUAAACACAAUCCAUUCGUUGCAUCUCGCAGAUAAAAAAUGCCACGUUUUGUUCAUUUUCCACCAAACUAUGGAUUCUGAUACCCUCUUAUCUAGGGUGAUUAGGAAAAGGUUUUGCAGUAACAGUUAGGACGAGCCUUUGCUUUCAUAAUGUAUCUAGGCUCUGUUUGGAUCUCA